Molecule: messenger RNA, 1281 nt
Organism: Echinops telfairi (small Madagascar hedgehog)
Lineage: Eukaryota; Metazoa; Chordata; Mammalia; Afrosoricida; Tenrecidae
Product: T-lymphocyte surface antigen Ly-9-like
Exons: 5
Coding region: 1-1281 (426 amino acids)
Biological process (GO): T cell activation
Cellular component (GO): external side of plasma membrane
Source: RefSeq, a predicted model, not a curated record
AUGGAGGCCUCCACCAGGGUGGUGGUAACUGGCACCGUAGGGGGAUCCGUCACUCUGCCUCUGCAGUGGCCAGCAGGACAGCAGGUGGAGAGCAUCUCCUGGACCACCCGCUCCAUCCCUGUGGCCCUCGCGGAGGUCACCCUGAUAGAAGCAGGACGACCAGACGUCUUUCACCAGGCAGAAACUCGGUACCAGGGCCGAGUGAGUGUCGUGGGCCCGGGCCACUCUCUACGGAUCAGCAACCUGAGCAAGGACGAUGCAGGUGCCUAUCGUGCCCACGUUAACCUGAGGGGCUCCCUCAUCACACACAUCCAGGAGUACAGUCUGCGAGUCUUUGAGCCGCUGGCCCGGCCCCGUGUCACCCUUAGGUCUAUGAUGGCUGAGAAUCAACACUGUACCUUCAUUCUCACGUGCGUGGCAGAGAGCAGAGGGGGCCCUGUGACCUACAGCUGGGUGCCCCUGGAGCCCUGGACCGUUGUGUCCCAUGGGGGGUCUGUCCUCAGUGUCUCCUUGAGGCCAGGAGACCGCGCACAGACGUUCACCUGUACGGUCAAGAACCCAGUCAGCAACAGCAGCUCCCACCCGGUCUCGGUGUCGCACUUCUGCGCAGGGUCAGGAACCACAGUGGGAGAGACAGUGAUUGGCACUCUUGGGGAGUCCAUCACUCUGCCGCUGGAGAUCCCGGCAGGGCAGGAGGUAGAAAAUGUCACGUGGCGCUCUCAAGGGAUUUUUGCAGUCUUGCGACCAGGACCAGCGGGCAAACCAGUCUUGGUUGCUAAGCCUCAUGGGCCCUAUGCCGGACGACUCCACAUCCCACAUCCUGGUUACUCUCUACAGAUUAGCUCCCUGAGGCUGGGGGACUCUGGCCUCUACACAGCCCAGAUAACCCUGAGCACUUCUCCAAUGAGCAUCAUCAAGGACUUCACCCUGCAUGUCUAUGAGAAGCUGCAGGAGCCCAAUAUCACUGCCAGCUCCAGGAACAGGAGUGACGGGACCUGCUUCAUCACCCUGCUGUGCUCUGUGGACCAGGCUGGAGAGAGUGUUCACUACAGUUGGGAUCCCCAUGGCCAGGGGGCAAUUGUGUCCCAUGGAGGGACCACUCUCCGCUUCUCCUGGAAGUCUGGGGAGAGUGACAGCUACCGCUGCACUGUCAGGAACCCUGUCAGCCAGAGAUCCCGCUCCAUCCUGGCCAGUCCCCUCUGCUCAGGCCUUGAAGAGAUGACGCAGAAGGAAGGCGAGGUCUGCAUCCAUUCUCAGCCAACAGGCUGGGAUGCAGCAUGA